GGAAGAGUCGAUGAAACUUCUUUUGCCGGCGGGGCACGUGUCUUUGCGAGCGCUCCGGAGAAGGCGCCGGGACCCGGGCCUGACCUUUUCCCUUCUCGGAGGGAUUGAAGAAGCCGGGCUGUCAUGGAGCCCGUUUGUUUCCCUCCCUCUCAUCCUUUCAACGAGUGCGUGAUGGCCUCGGAUCUGUACAAACCUCCGGUUCCCGCGAUCCAGACGCCUCAAUCCACCCGUAGGGAGCCAUCUCGACCGGCCGAACCCAGUCGAGUUAUUCGCGACCCAGUCACGGGCAGAUCCUACAGCAAAGGCCGUCUGCUCGGCAAGGGGGGAUUUGCAAGAUGCUAUGAAGCAACUGACCUCUCAAGCAACACAACAUAUGCAGUGAAAGUUAUCCCUCACAGCAGAGUGGCUAAACCACACCAACGUGAGAAGAUCAUCAAUGAAAUUGAACUACACCGAGAUUUGCAUCACAAACAUAUCGUGAAGUUUUCACAUCAUUUUGAAGAUGCAGACAACAUUUAUAUUUUCCUUGAGCAUUGUAGUAGGAAAUCUUUGGCACAUAUCUGGAAGUCCCGCCAUACCCUCCUGGAGUCAGAGGUUCGGUAUUACCUCAAACAAAUAAUCUCGGCUUUGAAGUACCUCCACCUUAAGGGCAUUUUACACAGAGACCUCAAAUUGGGUAACUUUUUUAUCAAUGAUAAUAUGGAACUGAAAGUUGGUGACUUUGGUCUGGCCGCUCGCCAGGAGCCUGCAGAUCAGAGAAAAAAGACUAUCUGUGGUACUCCAAAUUACCUUGCUCCAGAAGUACUAUUGCGACAAGGACAUGGGCCAGAAUCAGAUGUAUGGUCUUUGGGUUGUGUCAUGUACACUUUACUAUGUGGAUACCCACCUUUUGAGACUUCAGAUCUCAAGGAGACCUAUCGUUGCAUCAAAUAUGUUGUAUAUACGCUUCCUCCGUUCCUUUCUGCAUCAGCCAAAAACCUCCUCACUGGCAUCUUGAAACGCAAUCCAGAAGAACGCUUCACAUUGGAAGAAAUCUUGGACCAUGAGUUUUUCACGAAGGCAUACACACCAGAUAAGCUCCCAUCUAGCAGCUGCAUGAUGGCGCCUGAACUGAGCCCUCCCAACCCUGCUAAGAGCCUAUUGGUAAAGGUCACAAAGACACUCUUUAGAAAAAGAAAGUCCAAAGUUAAGAAGGCUGCUUCUGAAGAGAAAGAUGACAUCUCUAAGCUGGUAUCGGGCCUUGUAAAGACUUCUAUCUGUAGGCAAAUAAGUCACAAAACUGUGGAUGGAAAUGAAGUCACUCCUCUGAAUGGUCAGAGUCCUCGCUGUAGCCCUGCAGAGACUGUAGCUGAAGAGAGUUCACAGAAGUCCAUCUCCAGAUCCAUUCGUGGGACAACAGCUAGUAGCUGUGAAGUAUUUGAAGACUGUGUCACAGCAUCAGCUCUUUUUGAAUCUGCUGUUGGGCUCCUGAGGAACUGCCUUUCUAUUAUGCCGUCAGCUGAGACGAACCCUGCUUCCCUGGCUUGCCAUGAACAUUUUGUUUGGGUGAGCAAGUGGGUUGAUUAUUCGAACAAGUACGGAUUUGGUUACCAGCUCUCCAACCACAGCAUUGGUGUCCUCUUCAAUGAUGGAACUCACAUGUCCCUCUCGGCUGACUGGAAGAAAGUGCAUUACAACCUGACAAAUAGCAAACGUUUCUCCUUCCUGACUUCAGCAAUUCCUGAACAGCUACAGGAACAGAUGGGGAUUCUGCAAUACUUUGCUUCAUACAUGGAGGAGCAUCUCAUGAAGGGUGGAGAUUUGCCCAGCGUAGAAGAGGCUGGACAGCUGCCUCUGCUGCUCCUACAGUGGGUGAAGACUAAUCAGGCUUUACUGAUGCUCUUCAGCAAUGGAACUUUACAGGUGAACUUUUACAACGAUCAUACCAAGGUAAUCUUCAGCAAACCUGACCACUCCUGCCUCCUUACCUAUAUAAACUCCGAUAGAAAUUCCUAUACUUACAAGCUGAGCAGCAUUGCAGAACUGGGUUGUUCACCAGAACUUCAAUAUCGGCUCAAGUAUAUACUCAAACUACUGCUACAGCGAGCAGAUGCUUAAGACUGCAAGUGGAGUCAUCUCACCGGAACACCCCAUUACUCCAAGGAUGGAUAUGUUAAUAGCAUAAAAGAUGGCAACUCUAGACAUCCACAGUGAAAGCAUUCCGAUGUCUAAUUUUCUAGAAAGGAAAACUUCAGAUCUGCACAUGUGUAGUUCUGAAUCAUUCCUCAGGAUUCAUCCACUUCUAGAUCCCCUGCAUCAUUGUAUUUCUUGUUUUUUUU
This is a messenger RNA of Pseudonaja textilis, 2318 nucleotides long. It is a transcript of the gene PLK3, whose product is annotated as polo like kinase 3. The record is from RefSeq and is a predicted model, not a curated record. Lineage: Eukaryota; Metazoa; Chordata; Lepidosauria; Squamata; Elapidae. Gene Ontology annotation, biological process: mitotic G1/S transition checkpoint signaling; Golgi disassembly; protein phosphorylation. Gene Ontology annotation, molecular function: protein binding; protein serine/threonine kinase activity; ATP binding. Gene Ontology annotation, cellular component: cytoplasm; nucleus; spindle pole.